AUGGGGAAGAAGAGGCGGCGGAAGGAUAAUUUGAUAGAUGUCCCUCCAGAUGUGAAUCGGCCUGAGUCCACAGAUUCAGACUCUGAACUUUCAGUGGUGUCGGCAUGCUCCAACAUGAAAGUCGAGGAGCCUAAGGACAAAUAUGCCAUUUGUAAGAUUAAAGGCUACGCACGGAAGUAUCCGGAAGAUUUUAACCCAUAUAUGCCCAUAGGGUCGAUAACGACCAAAAUUAUGCCGAUACCGCCUCGACACGUACUCUCAACACAUGAAAUAGCCGAUGCCCUGGAGGCCUUUGACGACGAUGAAGAUGUUCAGGGCAUCGAUAUUUACAUGGAUCCGCCUUGCGAUGGUACCAUAUCGGAUGGUGAUUCAGGUGAAGAAGAUUGUGAUAGUCUGAAUCGAUUGAAUCGUCAUCAAUUACUUGCGCCGGCUGAGAUGGUAUUACGACAACGUGAUGAACCUUUUGAAGAUAAUACAAGUAUCGAUGAGGUAAUAGCCAGUCCUAGUCCUAGUUCUGAGCACCUAGAAUCCAUUUCCACGCCAUCGGGACCCAGUCUACACAGGUCACGACGUUCUCGUCCAGUUGAGAUACCGACGAUGAUCACGGAUUCAGAACGUUCUUUUUCGAAUGUGCGUACCAACAGGACCCCUAGGGGUGAUGGCCCUUCUUCAGAACGCAGUAGACAGGCCAACAUGAGGCCACGUAAAUGGAUAAAGCGAGAUCUUUGUACUCAACAAAGUGAGUGGUCACCUCCACUGCCACGAGCAGUUCUAACACUCACCAAGGAAAGUGAACCAAUAGAGUUCUUUGAAUUAUUUUUUAGUGAAGAUGUUAUAAGAUCAUCUCGUGCGUCAUACGGGGAUGAUGCAAUUAGCUACGUGCAAUUAAAACGUGACGGAAAACUUUGCACCAUAAAAUGUAAAAUAUGUCCAGAGCAUAAAGUGCGCUCCAAACUAUACACAGUGACAUUAGUUAUUGACGAAGAAGAGGACUUGAUUUGUUCCUUAGAGUGCCAUGACUGCGUAGCUUCCCAUGGCGGUUGCAAGCAUGCCAUAGCGUUUGUCAUGUGGAUUCAUCGCAGGAGUGAAGAGCCAUCAUGCACGUCCACUGAGUGUUAUUGGAAAAAGUCGAAACUGUCACAAGUUGGUACCAGUCUUAAAUGCAUAACUGCAAAAGAAAUGUUCAAGGGCUGUCCUAGUUUGUCAUCGAAUUCGAGUGUGCUUGCAAAGUAUUUACACAAAGCAAGUAAAAUAAAAAUUGAGGACUGUGAAUUAUUAAAAUAUCAGCCCAACUCAAACCUUUCAGAUACAGCAUUAGUUUCAAUGCAUCAACUUGUGUUUAAAUUUAAAGAAAAAUGUUCUGAAAUAUUUAUUCAAAAUGUUAAUAUACCAGAUAUUACUAUCAGAAAAGUUGAAAAAGAAACUAGAAAUCAAUACAAAAGCAGACUAUGGUAUGAACUGCGGUAUGGCCGAAUAACCGCAUCUAGAGCUGUCGAAGUAAGUCGCUGUAAGACCCCAGAUGGCACAUUAAUAUCAACAAUUAUGGGUGGACAGAUACCAGACACACCAGCAAUGAGAAGAGGAAGGAUUUUAGAAGACUCGGUGAGGCAAAUUUUGCAACGAAAGUUAAAGAAAACAAUUAGAACGUGUGGGCUAAUAUUGAACUCAAAAUAUCCUAUGAUCGCUGGAUCACCAGAUGGUAUCUGUGAAGAAUACAUAAUAGAAAUUAAGUGCCCUACAAGUGCAAAAACUUUUAUGAAUUAUAUAAAAGAUGGGAAAACUACUGAAAGAUAUUAUUAUCAAAUCCAAAUUCAACUAGUACUAUAAUUCUAAUAGUACUAGUACUAUUCUAGUACUUGGCUGAUUUAAAAAAGUGCAUAUUUUGUGUAGCUGAUCCUAAAAGUGAAAACAAGAAAAUUUAAAUGUUAUAUGUUGAUUAUGAUGAAAAAUUUGUUGUAAAUAUUAUAGAAACCAAUUUGGUUCCAUUUUGGCAAAACAAUGUAUAUCCAUUAUUAUAUCAAAGUAUAAACAACUCCUAACUAGGUUUUGUUUAUACUUUGAUAUAAUAAUGGAUAUACUAGGUUUAAUAUUCAUGAUACUUUUUGUAUAAAAAAUUUAUAAUAAAUAAAACAAGGCAUCAUUUG
Molecule: messenger RNA, 2144 nt
Organism: Helicoverpa zea (corn earworm)
Lineage: Eukaryota; Metazoa; Arthropoda; Insecta; Lepidoptera; Noctuidae
Exons: 3
Coding region: 1-1827 (608 amino acids)
Source: RefSeq, a predicted model, not a curated record